This is a messenger RNA of Didymodactylos carnosus, 2602 nucleotides long. NCBI's taxonomy places the organism in Eukaryota, Metazoa, Rotifera, Eurotatoria, Philodinida, Philodinidae. The record is from the annotation of a GenBank genome assembly.
ACGGUGAAUUUAGUUUUGUAGUUUACUACAAAGCUAAGUUCACAUGUUCGAAUCUCUAUUCGUACAAAAAUUGAUUUUGUGUUUUUCGAUAGUUUUAGUUAGAAUACUAUAAUGGAAUAUUCUUCCGCUUGUAUUCUGACAGAAUAAAGCUAUAAAACAAAACAAUUAAAGAAGGAAGUGUUUUUGCGAGAAAUACACCAAGUAAUAAAAGUAAUUCUAAACCAACAAAGAGUAAUGACAAACAAAGCUGGACUCCGAAAAUAAAAGCAAAAAGUAAAAAGAUACGAAAUCUGUGGGAAACAGAUAUAGAGUACGACAAUAAAAUGGAUAAAUCAAAAAAAGAAACAGUAAACUAUGGAGGUCUGUGGGUUGAUCAUCAUGAUGAAUCAGAACCCGAUAGAAGCAGGAUAACCUCGAGUCAUAAACCUGGUAAGGAACGUGCAUUUCCUCCAGAUACAAUGACCCUAGAUCGGGUUGACGGGAUAUUACCGUCUCCAACAUCACAAGCAAUAGCGCACAUUAUCACUACAGAUAAACGAAUAGCCCAACCACAGCAAGGAUCAGCGAUAGAUUUAACGCUAGAAAGUAUAUACAGAGAGACUAGUCCAGAGGUGCAAGAGAGGAGCUACUAUACUAAUAUCAGUAAGAAAAAAAUAGAUGGAGCGACUGUAGAAAACAAUAUAAAUUGUAUUCACUUAGCGGUAGUAACUGGAGAAACUAGAUCAGGCAUACAAAUAAAUUAUAAUAGCGAAAAAGACAAGACAGCAUUCCAAAGUAGUAGAGAAACGGCAAGAUUAGAAAAAGCUGCUACACAAACUACACUGUUCGUAUAUAAAAAAAAUAAUAAACCAAGAGAGGAUUAUAAAUAUCAACAGCCAGGUGUAGUAGCAAAAAACAAAAAACCAGUAUGCGAGAAUAAAGGAAUUAGUACUAGAAAACUGCAAACCUUAACAACAGAGCAAUAUAAUAACCACAAAGAUAGGGGAGCAAAAAUAGAAAUGAAUGCAAAUAAACAUAAAGUAACGAGAUCAGAAAAUAGAAACAUAUACUAUCUCAGAAAUAAAAAGCCGGAGAAAUCAAUGGAUGUCUAACAAAAGAUAUUUAGAGAACAUAGCGUCCAUGACAGGAUAGGCUCAACAAAGACAACCUCCCAAACAGCGAGCGUUUACAUAUCAGAAAUAUCCGCCACAAAUUAACUAUUUUGUAAAUAAUAAUAACUCGUAUCAACAAUCUCAUCCGCAUUUUUUCCGCUAGCAACAACCCUUUAGGAGAAAUAGUCAACAGAUAAACAAUAAUACGACAGGACAGAAUUACAUGAAAGAUGUAUUUCCGCAUUGAAAAUGCGGAAAGAAGACCGAUUCCACUAAACAGUGUGAACCACAAGACAUGAUGCUAGGCUAUGAGAUGAUAGCGCAACAAUUUCACCAAGAUCAGCAGCAGAGAUACAUGUCUAAUCUAAAGAAAGACACACCGGAUUAUAAAAGCAAAAGCAACCUAGACUCCCAAUAUACAUACAAGAAAAGAAAUUAACAGAAACAAGGAUCUCAAUAGGAAUAGGAAGACGACUACAUAUAUGUAGAACUAGUAAGAAGUUUUGAUUACGCAAAAAAACAGACGAAAAAAAGCGUCUUUGGGAAACAUAUUUAGAUUUCGCUAAUCAAACGGAGUCCUUAUGGCCGCGAGAAAUUUUGAGAUUUAAAAAACUAAAAAAUCAGAAACAUAAAAAAAGCAUAUAUCCAAAGCAAAAAGAAGAAUUUCUGAAUCAGGAAGCUGAACGAGACCAAUAUCCAUCUAGAAUGAUGGGAAAAGUACUAUCCAUCGCAAAAUGCAAGACCCAUGGGAAUUAUGCAAGUCCCGGCUCUCUAGUUAUCGUCGUUCGGGCAGGGCUCGCUUUCCCCGAGCACGUGUCUAUCUCCGAGCAGACAUCUCUGGGAAUCUCAAAAUACAUGGACUAUAGGUCAUCUAUUACGCUGAGCAUAGUGGCAACAUUUGUUUUUGUGUAGAAAUGAAUAUAACUUCGUCAGAGGCAUUGUUGUAAAAAACCGGUUUUUCGCCUGUUACUAGCAAAAAUUAAAAUCCUUAUAUCUCGAUCAAAUCUCAUGCUGACUCAAGGAAAUUUUCAGAAAAGGCUUAAAAGGUGCCAUAUGUUGUUGACCACGCCGAAAAAGUGAUCCAGCAGAACACUGAUGCUCGGAGGUUUUUCAGAAGUUUUUUAAAACCUUAAGCCAAUGCCCAGCUCACAUUCACCUUUUUCGUCUUCGAUUAUGUUUUAUGAGCUGUCCUGAGCGUUUUCUGAAAAUUUCCUUGCGUCAGCAUAAGAUUUGACCGAGAAUAACGGAGAAUAUAAGGAUUUUAAUUUUUGCUAGUAACAGGCGAAAAACCGGUUUUUCACAACAAUGCCUCUGGCGAAGUUAUAUUCAUUUCUACACAAAAACAAAUGUUGCUACUAUGCUCAGCGUAGUCGAUGACCUAUAGUCCAUGGUAUUUUGAGAUUCCCAGAGAUGUUUGCUCGGAGAUAGACACGUGCUCGGGGAAAGCGAGCCCUGCCCGAACGACGAUAGCUGGAGAGCCGGGACUUGCAUAAUUUUCUAGAGUAACGUUU